AGAACGUGUUCUGGGUGUGUCUGCAUGUGAUUUACCCAAUAGCCAAAGUGGGGGAGACUGCUGAAGGGGAAAGACAGAGUGUCUGCUGCUGAAGGGAGUGGAGACCAAGGGCUGCAGGAUGAAGACCUCUGGAGCCUGUAUACUGUUGUGUCUCUUAGCACUCUCCUUGUCCCCAGCUGACUGGUUUCCAUGGGUGGUCAAUGGGCAAGAAGUGGAAAGUGCAACUGAUGAAAUUAGCACCAACUCUCUUAUCAGCGACUCUGUUGCAGCUGUCACACCACCUGUACUUCUUAGUCCUGUUCAAUCUGACAGCGAAACUACGACGGCAUCAUCAGAUUGUCGUGAGGAAAAAUUCCCUUGCACACGCCUGUACUCUGUUCACAAACCAGUAAAGCAGUGUAUCAGCUACCUCUGUGUUACAAGCGUGCGCCGCAUGUACAUAAUAAACAAGGAGGUAUGCUCCCGCCUUGUCUGCAAGGAGAAUGAGGUCAUGCAAGAUGAGAUCUGUCGCCAGCUGGCUGGCCUUCCAUCUCGACGUCUCCGCCGGUCUGGGCAAACCCAGCAUCUCCCUUGCAGACAGCUCCUGGAGCAGCAGCAUAGAAGGCUUGAUACUCUGUGAGCUACCAACAGUAGGAGAGAAAAGGAAGGGAGUGAAGAGAAAUCAUCAUCCACAACCUGAAACCCAAGACAAGUCCUUCUCAUUUGUGAUUUCCCUACCAUUUCCUUGCUUCUCUGCCUUCCCCCACAUCCUUUUCUUCAGGUGCUGCAGUACACAGAGUCUCCUCUCUGCUAAUCUGUCAUGGUAGUCAUUGUCAUCUUUUAAAUCUGUUGCUGAGGAUGUGAGAUGCUCCCCUCUCUUGUUUCAAACUCUAUUUGGCAACCCAUGACCUGCUCAUUUCCCAGAGUUCUUUAUAAAUGUGCUGCAUCAUCUCUUUACCAAGCUGCAGAGAGACUUGGUGACAGGAUGUUGUCCUCUCCAGCAGUACAGGUGCCCUAAGCUGCAUCUCAUGUGGAGGAAUGCAAACUUUUAUGUCCUAGGACUCCGAGCCUAGGAUACUUGCAUGGCAUCUGUAUGAGUUCAGGUAUGGUUAGUCAGCCUGAGCCUCUCCAGUCCUCCUGAGCCACUGAGUUUGCUGUGUGAUAGCACAGCCUCCUCCUGUGUCUGUUGGCCUCAGAAAAAUAACAGAACUGGGAGAUGAGCUGUCUUCAACCCAAGGCAAACCUCAUUGUUCCUAUGUGACAGCAGAUCAUUUAUAACUACCUCUGGGAAGUUCUUUGUCUCAAGGCUAUUACCUCCCUCAGACACAAUUGCUGUUAAAAGGAAGAAUUCUAGAUUUAGCCUGGCAUUAUGUUUUUCUCAAGAGAUUAUGUUGGAAAAGAGUGCUGCUUGUUCUCCUCUCCUCUCCUCUCCUCUCCUCUCCUCUCCUCUCCUCUCCUCUCCUCUCCUCUCCUCUCCUCUCCUCUCCUCUGAAAAAGAUCUCUUGAUGCUCACUCCAGGCAGGUUCCAGGGAGCAGUAAAUAUGGCUUCUUCCACUCCUCAGGCAAAGAAAGCCCACGAAGAACCUGUGUGGCCUCACAGAACUGGGAACUUGCAAUGAAUUAGCUGUAGUGGUGGCUGGUCUGGCUACCUCUACACUCUCCAAUUGCUGAGCCUGCUUUCAAUAUCUUCCCUUGAGUUCCUACUUCCUGACCUGGGAGCUCCUGCACAAAGCAGAAAGGAAUCACAAAUUGGAAGGGGAUGUGGGAGAAGAAGUUAUCUGAGAUCCCUGUUUUUUUCUUGCAGGUUCUCUGGCUGUGCUGAGUUGCACAGAGACAGGUACUGGUGGGGAGGUAAAUGUAUCUGCAAGUGUAAGUGCUUAUAGAGGCAGGCCAAUCUGGGGAAAACAAAUCACUCCGGUAACAGUGGUUAUCUGUGGUCUUUGUUUUCUGGAUAUAUGGACAGCAUUUCCAGGUAUAUGGGCAGUUUUCACUAUGACACUAGGGAGGGGAAAGGAAGAAGAGCUGUCUGAAGUGAGAAUCACAAUAUGUGACUUUAAAUGGCAUGAUUCUGUGGGGCACCAGAGCAGAGCAGGUUAGCUCACUGCAACAGAUCAGCAAGAGCCUGUCUCUGGGAUCUCUAAGUGCUGUGGGAGCAUUGCUGUGCCGCACACAGUCAGGGUCACACAACGUGGCACAAUUUGCUGCACGGAGGCAGAUGUCUCCAUAAAAAAAGAGCAAAACAGUUCAGCCUCUUCCUGCAUGCAGCAAGAAGCCAGUUACAUCAUCUGUAUAGGGGAAGACACCCUGGACAGAUACAAUUUGUUCCAUAUAAGGUCAAAAUUGGCCAUAGAUGGGCUAAAUCUAUAUUAAUCCAAUAUACAGGAGAAAGAGUUCCAAGUUACAUGGUGACUGGGAUUUCAUCCUAUAUAUAGGGGGCAUCACACAGCUCCACAGAAGAUGAUGCUCCUCUUGAGUACUUGAGACUCAUGGGACCAGGGAUGGAGGAGGAAUGUCUCUGUGCUGGGAACGUGCAUGUUUCUGUAGAGAGGAGAGCACCAAGAGCUUGAUCUUAAGGACAUUGAAGCCACUGGCAGCCACUGGCAGCCACUGACUUCUGUGUUGAGACGCCCAUGGAAGUUGCCUGUGUGGAGGAAAGUAGGGUGGAGAUGAAGUGUUAGAGGGAGCUCAUGGAAACUGAACUAGGCCAAGUCUCCACUCUGUAUUUAGAGUUGAAUGUAAGUUGGUAUAGAUAUAGGCAUGUAACUGUAUAACAUAGCUACUGUACAGUAUAUAGAAAUUUAACAUUCAUACAGUUUGGAGAAUGUUUGAAGCCUUUCUGUUGCCUGCUUUCAGCAGGGACAGGAAGAGGUACUCCUUUCCAGGAGAACACUUAAUGCUAGACUCCAUAUAAUGCACACAAAAAUAUUAAAAGAAAAUAUU
Colius striatus (speckled mousebird) is the source of this 2919-nucleotide messenger RNA. RefSeq names its product microfibril associated protein 5 (gene MFAP5). The transcript has 9 exons. Gene Ontology annotation, biological process: embryonic eye morphogenesis. NCBI's taxonomy places the organism in Eukaryota, Metazoa, Chordata, Aves, Coliiformes, Coliidae. The coding region runs from base 119 to 619 and encodes 166 amino acids. The record is from RefSeq and is a predicted model, not a curated record. Gene Ontology annotation, cellular component: microfibril.